This is a messenger RNA of Tarenaya hassleriana, 1105 nucleotides long. Its product is annotated as CRAL-TRIO domain-containing protein C3H8.02. The transcript is spliced from 7 exons. The record is from RefSeq and is a predicted model, not a curated record. NCBI's taxonomy places the organism in Eukaryota, Viridiplantae, Streptophyta, Magnoliopsida, Brassicales, Cleomaceae. Bases 123 to 905 code for a protein of 260 amino acids.
UUUCAAUUGCGACUCCUCGAGUUUAUCUCGCAAUCGGAAUUUGGAGCCAAACUCGGGAUUUUGGGACCUCGACGUCUCUAUAAUCUCGAUUUUGUUCCCGAGCUUCGAAUUUUUUUCCGGCAAUGUCGAUUCGUAUCGGAUCCACCCUCGUCGCUGUCAAUUUCAGGAACUCGACGAAUUUGUCGCGAAAUCAACCUCGUAGCUGCAGGUUCUCCGUCCGGAGUUGUUUGUCCGAUUCUGACCAGCGCAAGCUAGUGUUUGAAGUCAAAAAAAGGCUUGCAAGAGAUUAUAGUAUUCUCCCUCUUGGCAUGAAUGGAAGAGAUGAUGAGGAAAUGAUCCUCUGGUUUUUGAAGGACCGUAGAUUCUCAGUCGAGGAAGCCAUUGGAAAACUCUCUAAAGCUAUUAGAUGGCGCCAAGAGUUCAAGGUGUCUGAACUGUCUGAAGAUUCUGUCAAGAUCGCUGCCGAGACAGGGAAAGCUUACGUGCAUGAUUCUCUAGACACGAGGGGCCGACCAGUACUUACUGUAGUUGCCGCGAAGCACAUUCCCGGGCUACUUGAUCGUAUCGAGGACGAAAAGCUGUGUGUAUUCUUGCUUGAAAAAGCUUUAAGCAAGCUACCAGCCGGGCAAGACAAAAUACUUGGUCUGUUUGAUCUUCGUGGAUAUGGUGCCGAGAAUGCAGAUAUCAAGUUCUUGACUUUUUUGUUUGAUGUGUUUUACUGUUACUAUCCGAGCCGGUUGGAUGAAGUCCUGUUUGUGGAUGCUCCGUUUGUGUUCAAGCCAAUCUGGCAGUUCGUCAAGCCAUUGGUGAAAAGAUACGCCUCUCUCGUGAAGUUCUGCUCAUCCGAGACUGUGAGAAAGGAGUACUUCACUGAUGAAACCUUGCCGACAAGUUUCAAGAACUGAUGGGUUUGAGUCUUUACACUAAGGGUAAGGGGCUCUCAUGGAUCAUGCCAAGGUUGAACAUCAACAGAAAGAAGCCUGAGUCUAGAAAACAAACUCAAGAAACGUGACAGGGACCAACAGAACAGCAAAGCCUCCUAGAGUCAAGAAUCAAAAUGUGUUACCAACAAAAAAAAAAGAUUACAAUUACAGGGCAAACCCAA